Messenger RNA from Aspergillus caelatus, 1561 nucleotides. RefSeq names its product Zn(II)2Cys6 transcription factor domain-containing protein. Gene Ontology annotation, molecular function: sequence-specific DNA binding; DNA-binding transcription factor activity, RNA polymerase II-specific; zinc ion binding. The record is from RefSeq and is a predicted model, not a curated record. The transcript has 3 exons. Gene Ontology annotation, cellular component: nucleus. Gene Ontology annotation, biological process: positive regulation of transcription by RNA polymerase II. Lineage: Eukaryota; Fungi; Ascomycota; Eurotiomycetes; Eurotiales; Aspergillaceae. The coding region runs from base 230 to 1444 and encodes 404 amino acids.
ACCUUUGUGACUAACUGUAAGUACGCCAUACAUGACCAUGACUGAAAUAUACUGGGCACAAUCUAUAGGUUUCAGGCAACAAAGGUAAGUACACGAGGCUGAUUAUGCGGAUGGCAGAGAAGGCGGAGGUUGAUACCCCUCAUCCGAGUCGAGGGAGAUUCCGGCCGUGUUCAACGGUAUAUACGACGGCGCCGACAGCAGAGCAGGAUCCCUGUCAUUUCUCCCAGCCAUGUUCGGUGCUUUCCGCUGCAGUAGGGAUGAGCAGAACACUCUCGAAUUUGUUGACCUGUCAGGGAAUAGUAGUGUCGAUGCGCGCAAUUAUACCGUGGUGGCGUGUGAUCAGUGUCGGAGUCGAAAGGUAAAAUGUAGCGGCGACCGAUACGGCUGCCAACGAUGUCAAGCAACAUUGACCACCUGCACCUACCGGUCAUCAAUCAAGGCCACCGAUCAGCCGAGCUCACAACGUCGACAAUCCACAUCAGCACCGAACUCUUCCUCCAAGCCGCCCGCAAAGAGACAACAAACCAGAAGGAAUACCGACAGCCGGUCUGCAACGGGGGACGCACUUAGUAGACCAGUAGACACGAACCAACAAUUGCCACCAGCGGACACCAAAGAUGGGCUCUGGACGCCGAUCACGUCGUCGGGCCCCGUCCUUCAUGAGUUUCUCCAUGACUGGGAUGACUUCCAUUCAAAGGAUUCUCAGAGCUUAGACCUUCUCCAGGGCGAGAGUAUCAAUGCCAUCCCAAUGGAGUCUACUUUGCCCGACAGUCACGACACCUCUUCAUACUCGCCCUCUACGACUGCGUCGAUCAUCGACGACGAUAGCCCGAGCAGCCUCGUCAUACAUCCGCCAACAACUGUGACUUCCGUGGACUCACAUACAUCCCGGAGCCGCGGCUGCGGGUGUAUUCGAUCUCUUGCUGAUAUUCUUGAGAGGGUCAGUGGUGAUGACGGCAGCAACCUCGAUGAAGUAGAUCACUUCGACGAUUUGCUUGUAUAUUUGCGGGACGGCGUCGAGACGUGUAAACAGGUGUUGCCGUGCAAGCUCUGCUGUGUCUGCACUACAAACCCAAUGUUUGUCGUCACUAUAUUUCAGCAGCUUGCGACUUUCGCGCAAAGCCUUUGCUGUCAGCUAGUAAUGUACCAGCAUAAGGGUAAGACUACGUCAAUCCACGAUGUGUCGCCUUUAUCGGACAUCUAUGUGGGGAAAUAUCACGUUCGGGCUGCCGCCUUACAUCUCAGGCUUCUAUUUCCGAUCGUGAGCAUGCAUAUCAGAGAUCUCAAGCAGAUUUUGGAGCUUCUACAAAAUGAUAUUAUAAAGGGAACCAAGGCAUAUAAAUCGCUCCGUGCCGCUGCCGACGUGGUACAAACGGCUUACAGUGAUUUGCAACUACUCGUGCCUAACGUCCCCGCUCGGAGACAAAAGAUGGACGGAAGAUAGACAAUGAAAAGGGUGGCUCUCCCAAAUGAGAGCACUCCAAAUACAAAUUCAAUACAAUCAAUAGAACGAAGUGGUUUUGCGCAUCUAAUCCUGCAACGGGAGGAUCUGGAGAUAGAA